AGUCAAAUUUUGGCAAACUGUUUGUCAAUAGUAUGGUACCGGCAUUUCAUCGAUUCCAUCUUACAUGAGUGUCAUACGAUAUUUUUCAACAUAGUUGAAAGCAACGACAACGUAAUAUUUCUAGUGUGUUGAAAACUAUAACGUCAUGAGAAUAUAAUAUCAUUUUUCGAUAUCCAUCAAUGGUCUUUACUUAUUUCGCGGACUUUAUUACCCAUCGAUAAAAUUAAUUAUUAUUCUUAUAUCUAUGAUAUUACCCACAAUUAAGUAGGUCUCUGGGCAAAACGCUGGGCUCCCUUCUUGCGUGAGGUGAGGAGUCUGCGCUGCUGUUUGUCAUGGGAUGAUCUCAAGAUAAAUACAUAAUGGUAUUCAAGAUAAAACUAAGCAUGUUUCUUAUAUCAUUGUCGCUGGUAAUUGCCGCUGCUUCCUUUGCGACAUCAUUUAGUGUAAUUUGUGUUGUUUGUAUAAAACAGAGGUAACAUGCAACGGUGCCUUAUUCUUAUGAUAUCUUUAUCUGGUUGAUAUGUGGUACCUGCCUUGUCUGCUGUUUUGCGCUAUUUUAGAUCCCAGCUAUGGAGUCUAUUCAAAAAUGGAUUUCGGCAAUGACGAGGAAGUCACAGUCACCAAUUCCACCAAAGUGGAAGACGAGGACGUGGAAGUAAAACAUACUAUUGUUGUGUCUACUAAGCUGAAGAAUAAUAAUAAUAAUAAUCGUCGAGGAUUGCACGCUCCUACUGAUGGUGAUGGUGUCCUUACGUACAGCGUUGGUACACCUAAAGACAAAGACAGUGGUGAAGUACCAAUCGUGGGCGGAUACAAAUCUGUCGAGUCCACUCGGAUAAGAACCCCAGAUUCGAGAUUCAAAACUCGAACAUACUCACGUCCAGAUUCUGUGUUAGUCAACCGUAACAUCCGUGACGAACUUGAUAUAGUUCCGAAUUUGGCCACUAAUCCUAUGCAGUGGAAACCUUCAACUUAUUUUAACAACAUCAACUGGUGGACUCCUGAUGUAAGACCGCAGAAUAAUUUCGUAAGAAGGAAUGAUCGACCUUUAGUAGACAAUCGCAGACUUAAUAAAAAAAUAAGUAAUGAUGGUAUGAAAGAGUUCUAUUGCAGAAGGUGUAGAGAGUUGAGUAUAGGCGCUAUUGACCAGCCUCCAAAAGACUGUGUGCAGCAACGGAGUAACCCUUGGAAUUAUGAGACUACUCCGAAGAUGAAGUUGGACGGCAAAUUGGCGAAAUUAAACUAAUAGCUCAUGCCAUUGUUUUUGUUCAUCCCGUGUCCAUAAUGCUGGGUCGCAAAAACGCAGCGAUAAUAUCGGACAGACCUUGAAAUGUUCAGAUUAUGACACACUCAUACGGGUCUAUAAAAACUCAUCGUUGUUGGUUUUUAAUGGUAAUUUUAAUUAUAAGUAUUGUUAAUAAUUUUAUGGUUAGCAAAAAUAAGAAAAAUGUUGUGUUUCGUGUUUAUUGUUGGACAAUUAAAUUGUGAGCGAGUUUGAUAUUAUUUAUCAUCACAAUUUUUAUGAGAUCUGUCUGAUGCAAACUGAGAAUUGAAAUUAGUUACAUUGUGACAUUUCGGUAUCCGUUUAGCUGUGUACAGAAUAUCCAGUUACUUUGCCGUUGUUGUUGACGACGGUUUCGGAGCCGCGGUUGCUGAUCUCUUUCCCGUUGAUGUUGGAAGAGGAGGAGUAGGCAGUAGACUUCAUGCUCACGAAGUUAGCCCCGGGGAUAGCUGAUCCCUCGUUGAACCUUUCGAACACGUUCACGUUGGGAUUGUUCUGAAAUUAUUUGAGUCUUGUAAUUGAUAUAUAUAAAUUGUAUAUCAGACACCGAAGUUCCACAUUGACAGAUGAUAUGACACUUCGUAAUUAUUUUAUUUGAUGUAAACAAAACGUUUUACUUGUAAAAUGGCUUCUUUUAUAUUAUUGAAGACAAAAAUUAAAAUAUAACUUUCACUGGACUAAAUACCUGCAAAGGUUUAGUUGCGUUAUAAGUGUUAAGAUGUACGCCAAAUUUGACGUAAUUUAAUAAAGUCGACACACUAUUUGAUAGAUUUAGGUAUAUUAAUGCAAUUGAAUCAAAUCAUAAUUCAUGCAAUGGGUAUUUCCUUUGAUAAAAGUGACAACUUUGUUAUAAAUCACGUUCAUUGGAAAAUGCCAAUGCAUUAUUGUUAUGCAUGCAUUAUGUAAUUUAAUUAAAGUUGCUGCAGUUAUGGUUUUUAGAAACAAAAUUCAAUCUAUUUGGUCUGAUCUUGUGUAUAAGUUGAUGAAUACUUCACAAAGUGAUGUACAUUUUGGAUGAAUGAGAAAUUUGUGACUAAUGAGAAUUUAAAUUAAUGAGUUGGCAAAAUUAGGAUUCAUUUGUUAUAAGCUAAUAAUGAACAAAAAAUUUUAAUGACCUAUACUGUAAAAUUUGAUUUAUUUACAUGUUCAUGGAAUUAGCUUCUGAGAAGAAUGGUGAGGUAGCACAAAGAGGCUUUUUCUUUAAUAUAAUAUCUUACCGGGUUGGGAGGGCUAAUGGCUGCUAUCUGAUGCGUGAACCCUGGCGCGGCGAAACCGCCAGCGAAGGCACUAUUCGCUGAGUUGAACAUAUUCCCGAAAUUCCCAAAAUCACCGGACCUGAAUGGCAAAUAGGGAAUGUAACCAGCUUGGCUGGAGGUCAGGUCGAAUGCUUGCUGAGCUGCCUUCAAAGCCAGAGCCUGGUUAGCUAAGUUUGAUUCAAACGCCCUGGAAACACAAUGUUAAUGUCAGACACACUCUCAAGCGUUAUUGGAUGUAGUUAUGUAAGCAUAGAGAGAAAAUAGAUUUUUUUACCAUUAGCGGAAGUAGUAAGAAUGUUUAUUCCUUAACGAUAAUGUAGUAUGAAAUACAGGUUAGUGAAAACAGGAAAAAAUGUUCUAAAAUUUUCAAUUAUGUAGCAGGUAGACAGGUUUAUAGCUAUGCUUUCACAAAAAUUUAAAAUACUUGUAACUAGAGAUAUGAAUAGGUUAAGAUUAGGAGUGUGAAGUAAGUCUUGGUAUGCAUAGCGUGGAAAACCCUUUAGUUAUGUUAUAUAAUGAGAUGACUUGCUGAAGCUGCUGCAAUUAUGGUUUUUAGAAGCAAAAAUCAUAAUAUAAUCGUCCGAUGAUUUUUGUAAUUUUUUUUUGAAAAGAAGAAAUAAAACGAUCUAUUUGGUCU
This is a messenger RNA of Plodia interpunctella (Indianmeal moth), 3175 nucleotides long. RefSeq lists its product as uncharacterized. Lineage: Eukaryota; Metazoa; Arthropoda; Insecta; Lepidoptera; Pyralidae. The record is from RefSeq and is a predicted model, not a curated record. The coding region runs from base 521 to 1246 and encodes 241 amino acids. The transcript is spliced from 3 exons.